This is a messenger RNA of Sphenostylis stenocarpa, 2016 nucleotides long. The record is from the annotation of a GenBank genome assembly. NCBI's taxonomy places the organism in Eukaryota, Viridiplantae, Streptophyta, Magnoliopsida, Fabales, Fabaceae.
AUGGACGCUGUCGAAUUGCCGUUACCACUUGACGUGGCACCCGCGCCCAAAUUGAUGGGAUCCGAGGGUUUCUCGCUAAUUCAAAACGAUGUUGCAAGUAUUAAAACAGCAGCUGAGUUUCCCUCCUGCAAUGAAUUUGUAGAAACUAAACUCUCUAAGAAUUCUAGUCAGCUGUCCCAUCUCAAGGGUGAAGAGGCAUCCAAAAAUUCGUCUAGUGGUAAUGGAAAAAAUUGUUCUGUAAUUAAUUCCAGAUUGGAAGGUGUAACGUUACAAAGAAAAACUGCAAAAUCAAGCAGGAGCAAUAGUUCAUGUUCAAAGAGGACACGGAUAUCCCAGCCAGAAUAUUCUUUGAAUCCUAUUGGAAUUGAGGAGUCAAAGGAUAUUUCUGAUAAACUUGGGUCAAAUAAUUUAAACUGUACUUCUCCAGAAAAAAGUCAAUUACCAAAGCAAAAAAACAAUGCUAGCAAACGUGGUGAGAAGAGGAAUUUUAAAAUGCCUUCUGCGAAGGCUAAAUUUGAGUCAUCCUCUAUGAAGAUGGGUACAUCAAUAUUCAGUUCUACUGGUGGGGGGAACAGCUUUUUUGGGCUAUAUGGUCUGAAACAUGAUUUUCAUGAUCUCACAAAGCUUAUGGAUGAACCACCGUUAGAUGAGCUCCUUAGGGGGACUUUUGACUGCCCCAUUUUAAGCAAAGAUAAAGGUAAGAAAACAUCAAAUAUGAGUGUAAGUUUUUUUAGUUCAAUUAGAAAGGCGUGCUCUAUCCUUCAGCUCCCGAAACCUGUUCAGUCCCAAAAUAUAUCUGAGAUGGAUUACUCCUCCAACAUGAAAAUGUCCGCAUGCCAAUUGAGCUCAGUUUGUUCAGCAGAAAGUGUUGGUAAUGGAGAUAAAGGGCAUUCAUUAGAUAUGUCUUCAUUUCAGAAGGAUCAUUGUAGGCAAACAGAAAGUUCAACUAGUCCGCUUGACUUUCCAUUACAUCAACCUAAGGAUGUUUUGGAACGACUUGCACUCCAUCCAUUCCAGGACUUGGAGUCUUUGCUUCUUGAUGUGUCCAAGCCUGGUGCUACCACAAAGAAUAGUAAUGACCAACGUUCAGGCAAGCAGGUGUCUCGUCGGCUUAGCCUUCCAGCCUUUCCAUGGUCACAUGCUUUUGGUGGCCAUUCUAGAACCAAUUCUGACGCAGUUAAGUUAUCAGCAAGUAAAAGCAUGUGCCAAGGUAAAUGGUCGAGGAUAGGUGUCAUUUCCGGCUCUGCAGAUACUGAUCGUAGUUCCUUCACAAACCUUGAUUCAUUCAGUUAUGAUCAGAACCUUGUUCCUUCAUCUGGUAGUUCAGAAAAAAGGAAUUUCUCAUCUUUAUUUGCUAAUCUUCCUUUCCAUCAGUUGGAUUCUUCAUCUUCUGUAUCUUGUUCAGAAGACUCUCAGGCUAAAGCAGAAUUUGGAGGCCAAGUUGAUACAAAAGAAAACGUGGAGCAAGUAAUCCUGCUUAACAUAGUUUUUUUGACAGAUGAGCGUUGUCCAAAAAUAUUAACUGCUGCACAAACUCUCUGUGAAAUUGCAACUCACUCACAAAGGCAGAGUUCGGAUGGAAUUUUAAGAUGGCAAAGGAAAACUUCACAAAAAGCCAUGAAAGCUUGCCACUAUAAAUCAAAUGAGAAACUCGAAGAGAUGUCUUCAAGAUCAAUUUCACUGAUUGGAUCUGACAUGUUGGCCAGAAGUGUGGAGCAGAUAAUACCCUCAAAGAAGCCAAGGUUUUCCGUAGUCGAGAACAAGAACAGUGCUCAUUCCAAUAAUGCUAAGAAAGGACACUUUGUAUGGCCUAUUUCUAAGUCAAGUAGAUCAUUACCUUGUAAACAAGUUAGAGACUCGUUUGUGGAAAACAAACGUACAAAUGCCAGCAUCUUGAAGCAACAUUGUAUGAUGCCUCCGCCUGCAAGGGAUUUAAAUAAGGUUCAUGAUGGGCAGCAGCAGGUUGGAAAAUUAGUAGUAAUGGAUUGGAAAAGGGGUAGAGACAGCACAGAUUGA